AUGGCAGCUAUUGGUGAACAGAUGAACCGCGAACUCGUGGCGGUGUCUUUUGAAUCCUUCAUCAAGCACUAUGCUCCUUUCCAACCCUCCAGUGAGGUCGUCGAUAAAUGUCUCGAGCGAUUACGCACAGAUGGCCUCGUCGUGCCUACGACGGCAGGGGUGGAUCGGUUCGCCGGAUUCCAGGAGCCGCCAUCGCGACAGUAUACAUCGAAGAAGGUUGCAUAUGGUCACCUGUCCGCUAUAUGCCGUAGCAUCUCUCAGGUCGCCGUGGACGGCAGAGUGGUCAGUUGUUCCUUGGUUCAAGAACCCGACACCACGACCGGUUCGCAAAACCCGGAGGCGUCUCACGCGAUAGAUGGGUAUUGCAAGCCUGUCACGUCGACGGUGCCACCGCCAAACUCCCCCGAGGAGGAAAGGGAGGAUACUGCUGAUAUUGCCGUCAAUUGUGAAUGGAUGCUGCCGGAGAGCGACGAUGAUCCCGUACUACGUCACGGUGAUGUCAUUCAUAGUCGUUUGAACGCAGUGUCCGCUGCUCUUCACGAGAUGAAUAAUGACCCUCGACGGACGCAUAUGUACAGUACAACCAUCGAAGACGAAGCGAUGUGUCUUUGGUACUGGUCACGGUCCCAUUCAGCAAAGUCGGAAGCAGUCGAUAUCACACAAAAUGUACGUGCGACUGUACACGGCCUCGUUUCCUUCUUAUUCGCAAACAUGGUCGAGCUUGGCUAUGACGAGAACAUCCAACGUCGCCUCGACCCGAAGGACGGACGCUGUUAUUACGUCUUCCGCGUCGGAGACCGUUACUUCAAGUCGUGCCGAUGCAUCUUCGAGCAUCGGAAUACUUGCAUCUCGGGGCGCUCUACCCGGGUCUUCAAGGUCGUCCAGGUCCCUAGUUUCGACGACAUCACGGAGGAAGCAACAGCAUCGCCUAUGGUCUUGAAAGACGUAUGGCUUGACACUGGGGCGAAAACCGAGAAGGAGAUCCAGGACGCCAUCUUCGCACGACUCGAUACAGUGGCGCGCAAGCUACAGGAUGGUCAAGAUCUCCCUCAUUUUGCCGGUUUGGAGGACGCCGAGAAGAGCCUCCUCCGUGACGCUCUCCGCGACGGGAAUUACAAGCAGCACUUCCUGACCAUCGAUUGCGACACACGAGGGGCGCUGUCGAAGUCACUUCUCCAGGAUUCACGUCGCCCCGGAAACCUCUUCUCUCCCCGGGCAAGUGAAGCAGUGCCUGCCAAGUUUGCGAUCGGGGAUACUAGUCGUUCGCAGCUACGUCUCCCACCGGAUCCUCCCAUACAGUGCCCUUUCCCCCCACGAUCCUUCCUCGCCAAGUAUCAGUAUCGCGUCGUGUUCAAUAACAAUGACUGCCUUCUUGCGGUUCAGCUUCUGUUCCUUGCCGGCUGGGUCCACCGCGACAUCAGCUCCGGAAACUUGCUCUGGGAUCCCAAGUCAAAGAGAGGCAUCCUGAGCGACCUCGAAUAUGCCAAGGAGUUCAACGCUGAAGGCACUGGCAGUUCUGACCCGAAGACUGGCACUCCGGCGUUCAUGGCGACAGAAAUCAUAAGCCAAAGGCUCAUCCUGUUCUCCAAUCCCGACCUCAGCUCAGAGGAUCAGAUGAACGCUCUGCUUAAGCCCAUCAUCCACAACUUUCAGCACGACCUCGAGUCCUUCUUCUGGCUCCUCCUCUGGAUACUCACUACACGCAUCUCCACGUGCACCCCCCCACCUGAAGUCCUAUACGGAUCGGCUGUUCCUAGUCGAUGGACUUCUCGACCAGACGCACAGAGUCACACCGUUUCGAGAGAGGACGAUCGGCUCUGA
Molecule: messenger RNA, 1821 nt
Organism: Dichomitus squalens LYAD-421 SS1
Lineage: Eukaryota; Fungi; Basidiomycota; Agaricomycetes; Polyporales; Polyporaceae
Exons: 6
Coding region: 1-1821 (606 amino acids)
Biological process (GO): protein phosphorylation
Molecular function (GO): protein kinase activity; ATP binding
Source: RefSeq, a predicted model, not a curated record